AUAUUUGUCUAGAUUACCUGUGGAACAUAAAAGAAUGGAUUCCUUGGACCAUAUGCUGACGGAUCCUCUGGAACUGGGUCCAUGUGGAGAUGGCCAUGGCGCACGUAUUAUGGAGGACUGCCUCCUGGGUGACACCAGGGUUAGUCUGCCAGAGGACCUUCUGGAGGAUCCCGAGAUAUUCUUUGAUGUGGUCAGCCUUUCAACGUGGCAAGAAGUAUUGAGCGACUCUCAACGUGAACACCUCCAGCAGUUUCUGCCUCACUUUCCUGAAGACAGUAUUGAGCAGCAGAGCCAGCUCAUCCUGGCCCUGUUCAGUGGGGAGAACUUCCGCUUUGGAAACCCUCUGCACAUCGCCCAGAAGCUCUUCCGAGAUGGACACUUUAACCCCGAGGUGGUCAAGUAUCGGCAGCUCUGCUUCAAGUCGCAGUACAAGCGAUACCUCAACUCCCAGCAGCAGUAUUUCCAUCGGCUGCUGAAGCAGAUCCUGGCUUCCCGGAGUGACCUACUGGAAAUGGCCCGUCGGAGUGGCCCAGCCCUUUCCCUCCGGCACAAGCGCCCUUCGCCAUCCCGCACCCCUGAGGAGCGGGAGUGGCGGACCCAGCAGCGCUACUUGAAGGUCUUGAGGGAAGUGAAGGAGGAGUGUGGGGACACAGCCCUGUCGUCUGAUGAAGAGGCCACGUUGGAUUUACAAGAAACAUUUUCUUUUGAAGAUCUCAGCUCAUGGCUUCCGAGCUCCCCAGCGCGUUCUCCUAGCCCUGCGGUGCCCCUGAGGGUGGUGCCCACGCUUUCAACCACGGACAUGAAAACUGCAGAUAAAAUAGAGCUGGGGGACAGUGACCUGAAGAUAAUGCUAAAGAAGCACCAUGAGAAGCGGAAACAUCAACCAGAUCACCCGGACCUUUUGACCGGGGACCUCACUCUCAAUGACAUCAUGACUCGUGUGAACGCUGGCAGGAAAGGUUCUCUAGCAGCCUUGUAUGACUUGGCUGUCCUUAAAAGAAAGGCGAAGGAAAAAGAGGAGAGAAAGAAGAAGAAAAUAAAAAUGAUCAAAUCAGAGGCGGAGGAUUUGGCUGAGCCCUUAAGCAGUACUGAGGGGAUCCCACCUCUCUCGCAGGCUCCAUCGCCAUUGGCAGUGCCUGCUAUCAAGGAGGAGCCUCUUGAAGACCUCAAGCCUUGCCUUGGAAUCAAUGAGAUAUCUUCCAGCUUCUUCUCUCUUCUACUGGAGAUCUUGCUCCUGCACGGGCAGUCUAGCCUUCCUGUGCUAGAGGAGCGGGUUUUGGACUGGCAGUCAUCUCCGGCCAGCUCCCUCAAUAGCUGGUUCUCUGCAGCCCCCAACUGGGCAGAGUUGGUGUUACCAGCCCUGCAGUAUCUUGCUGGAGAAAGCCGUGCCGUACCUUCCAGUUUCUCUCCAUUUGUUGAAUUCAAAGAGAAAACCCAGCAGUGGAAGUUGCUUGGCCAGUCCCAAGAUAAUGAAAAGGAAUUAGUUGCACUCUUCCAGCUGUGGCUAGAAACCAAAGACCAGGCCUUCUGUAAGCAAGAAAAUGAAGACAGCUCAGAUGCCACAACACCAGUUCCUCGGGUAAGAACUGACUACGUGGUGCGGCCCAGUACAGGGGAGGAGAAACGAGUGUUUCAGGAGCAGGAGCGUUACAGAUACAGCCAACCCCAUAAGGCGUUCACCUUUCGGAUGCAUGGCUUUGAGUCUGUAGUGGGGCCUGUGAAGGGUGUGUUUGAUAAGGAGACCUCACUGAACAAGGCUCGGGAGCACUCCCUGCUGCGCUCUGACCGGCCUGCCUAUGUGACCAUCCUGUCUCUUGUUCGAGACGCUGCGGCUCGGCUGCCUAACGGAGAGGGCACUCGAGCCGAGAUCUGCGAAUUGCUCAAGGACUCCCAGUUUCUUGCUCCAGAUGUUACCAGCACUCAGGUGAACACAGUGGUGAGUGGUGCACUGGAUCGGCUGCACUAUGAGAAGGACCCAUGUGUGAAAUAUGACAUUGGACGCAAGCUGUGGAUCUACCUGCACCGUGACAGGAGCGAGGAAGAAUUUGAGCGGAUUCACCAGGCACAAGCAGCAGCAGCGAAAGCCAGAAAAGCCCUUCAGCAAAAACCUAAGCCCUCCUCUAAGGUGAAGUCCAAUAGCAAGGAGAGUUCAGUGAAGGUCCUCAGCAGUGGCCCCUCUGAACAGAGCCAGAUGAGCCUCAGUGACUCCAGCAUGCCACCCACCCCAGUCACCCCUGUGACCCCCACCACCCCUCUUAUGCAUGUCCCGAGUUGGCUGUUUUCUUUUUCCCCCAAUUUUCCUCCUAGCGUUCUCCUGGUCUCUUCGCCAACAAUGCCACAGCUAGGAACAAUGCUUUCCCCAGCCUCCAGUCAGACUCCUCCAACUUCUCAGGCUGCUGCCCGUGUUGUGAGCCACUCCGGCUCGGCGGGACUCCCCCAGGUGCGGGUGGUGGCCCAGCCUGGCCUUCCUGCUGUUACCCAGCAGUCAUCGGGGCCAGCACAGACACUGCCGCCGAUACCAGCAGGGCCACAGAUCCGCGUUCCAGCCACUGCUGCACAGACCAAAGUCAUGCCCCAGACAGUAAUGGCCACCGUCCCAGUCAAAGCUCAGACUGCUGCGGCCACUGUGCAGCGGCCAGGUGCUGGGCAGACAGGACUCACAGUGACAAGCCUCCCUGCCACAGCCAGCCCUGCGAGCAAGCCAGCCACAAGUUCCCCCGGGAGUUCUGCUCCGAGUGCUUCCACAGCUGCUGUGAUUCAGAAUGUUAGCGGGCAGAACAUUAUCAAGCAGGUCGCCAUCACUGGGCAGCUUGGUGUGAAGCCCCAGACCGGCAACAGCAUUCCACUCACAGCCACUAACUUCCGUAUCCAGGGUAAGGAUGUGUUGCGUCUGCCACCCUCUUCCAUCACCACAGAUGCCAAAGGCCAGACUGUUCUGCGGAUCACUCCGGACAUGAUGGCCACGUUGGCCAAGUCCCAGGUUACCACAGUCAAACUGACCCAGGACCUCUUCGGGACAGGAAGUGGCACUGCUGGCAAAGGCAUCUCGGCUACCUUACAUGUCACUUCCAACCCAGUCCAUGCUGCCGACAGCCCUGCGAAGGCCAGCGCAGCCAGUGCCCCUUCAUCCGCUCCAGCAGGUACCACCGUGGUCAAAGUGACUCCGGACCUCAAGCCAGCAGAGGCCUCAAGCUCAGCUUUUCGCUUGAUGCCGGCACUUGGCGUAAGCAUGGCAGACCAGAAGGGGAAGAGCACAGUGGCCUCUUCAGAAGCAAAGCCAGCUGCCACCAUCCGCAUUGUGCAGGGCCUGGGAGUGAUGCCUCCCAAAGCAGGCCAGACCAUCACAGUCGCAGCCCAUGCCAAGCAAGGGUCCUCGGUGGCCAGCAGCUCUGGAACUGUUCACACUUCAGCAGUGUCCUUGCCCAGCAUGAAUGCCGCUGUGUCCAAGACUGUGGCCGUGGCUUCUGGGGCUGCAAGCACCCCCAUCAGCAUUGGCACAGGCGCGCCCACGGUGCGGCAGGUCCCUGUCAGCACCACGGUGGUGUCCACGUCCCAGGCAGGGAAGCUGCCUACGCGGAUCACAGUUCCACUCUCUGUGAUUAGCCAGCCUAUGAAGGGCAAGAGUGUGGUCACAGCCCCAAUCAUCAAAGGCAACCUUGGAGCCAACCUCAGUGGGCUGGGCCGCAACAUCAUCCUCACCACCAUGCCAGCGGGCACCAAGCUCAUUGCUGGCAAUAAGCCUGUGAGUUUCCUCACUGCCCAGCAGCUGCAGCAGCUCCAGCAACAGGGUCAGGCCACACAGGUGCGCAUCCAGACUGUCCCGGCGUCCCAUCUUCAACAGGGAACAGCCUCUAAUUCCUCUAAAGCAGUCUCCACUGUGGUUGUGACCACAGCUCCAUCUCCUAAGCAGGCACCUGAACAGCAGUGAUUUGGAGAGAAAUGGCUUUCAAAAAUUCCAUACCUGCUCCGCCUUCCAGCCGACAGGAAGGAAACAGGAGGUCUCGUCCUCCCUCUAAGCUCAUCUGUCUAAGGAAGGGUAGUGGUGGGAUGGUGGCAGCAGUGGCUGCGGCUGCGAUUCCGCCCCCACACCCCACAGGGUGAACACUGAGGAAGGUUCACGCCAGGUCUCUUCUGCAAUGAUCCAGAAGAAGCUUCUCUCAAAGUUGUGAGAGGUCACAGUUGUGUCAAACAAGCCAGAGUUCCCUCCUGAGAGCAGGAUGCCGAGGGCGGGCUGACAGUUGCGGAGUGCAGAUGGUGACAGCCUUGUUCUGUGUGAGUCAUACUUUUUAGUUUGUGGUCUUCUCCGUGGCUAGUGGUCUGGAUAGGAGUUUUGUGUCCAGAAAUUUUUAUGUAACUUAUUUUUAUAAAGAGCCUAUUGUACAUCUUUGUCAAAUAGAAACCUGGGCAUUAACGCCCCUGAACUGAUUCAUUCUUUUGACCAGAAUUUGGGAAUAGCAAGAUUCUUAUAAGUUGGUGGCUGACUUGAUAACUGCAUAGUAAUGGAGAGGCUCUGAGACGGGAAAGAAACAGGAAGUGAGAUUGCGUGGGUUCUCUGAAGCGGGAUUGGUUUGGUACUACCUCUUACAGGCGGGGUGUCGGGGUCCUGGCUGUGGUCUGUUUCUUCACCUGCUGACUGUCCUCCAGCCUGUUCACACACAAGCCGAGCCGGUGGGCAUAGCAGGUGAAUGCCGGCAGAGAUGCUGCUUCUGCUGCACAAACCGUUUCAGUUCAGAGAUUGCACAUUCUCACUGCAGAACAAGAGUCAGCAAACCACGGCCCUUGGGCUGGCCACCUGUUUUUGUAAAUAAAGUUUUAUUGGAACAAAGCCUGUGCCGGUUUAUGUAUUUAUCUGUAGCUGUUUUCAGUUCAGAGACAGCUGAAUAGAUGCCAUUUGGCCCUCAAGUCUAAAAUAUUUUUUAUGUGGUUCUUAAAACUUGCUGGCUUUUAUUCCAAAGUAGAGAUGGCAAGAAGAGAGUGGGUCUCCCUACUACACAGCACUGACCACAGAAAAGGUCAGUGUGGAUUGAUUACAAUUGAUCCUGGCUGUUUCAUACUUCUCAGUCUCUAUCGAGCCACAGGCAGAGGGCUUAGGUGAUAAUUUGAAAUGUAUUAAAGGACUGGUGGUUAGGAAUAUAUGCCUGUCUCGUGUUGGAACAGGGCUGGUGGUAAAGCUUUUCUGCAGUAACAGCUUCCCUAACUCUUGAAAGUAUCCAGCUGGUUAAAGGAAGUCUAGUGACGAUACUUUAUGGGCUCUCAGGGAGGAAGCAGAGUCGGAGGCAAAGGAUUGGAAUGGCCUGCUUUAGAGGGGCUUGCUGGGGGGAAGCUGAGGGGUCAGGCAUGUUGCGGAUACCUUUAGAUGGUAUGUUGGUGACACAGUGGUUUCCCAGAUGUCUCACUUGAUUCCUAAAGCAGUUCUAUAAAAGAGUGGUCAUCCCUGUUUUAACUGGGAAAAUGCGAGUUUGAGUCGGAGUUAAAGGGAACCAAGAUGUAAAUCCAGUCUUCUAAGUCAUGUGUCCUUUCUGCUGCCUCCCUAAGAAGAGAAUGGCUGUGAUGUGUGGUCGUGAGACUUGGGGACCAUCCAGAGUUGGGGGUGGUAAGCCUGGAUCACAAAGGUGAAUUGGUCGAGGUAGGAUCGAGCCUUUGAGGGGUAGUAGAGCUGGCACAGAAGUAAGAUUGGUAAUGGUGAGAGGUAGAGACCACAGUGAGGAAACAAAUUGUCUUUUACCGGAGUAAAGGCAAAUGUACCUGUUUUGUUUUACUUUAAUAUUUGCAUGUCAUUGCUCCCUAGAGUCACGUUUCUCAUGAAUAGUUCACGUGACAGGUUCUAAAUGAGAAAAAGGUAGAAAUUUGAGGAAUCCCAGUCUCAGAUAUUUACUGCUGGUUAAAAUAAACUUUUUUUGAAUUAAAAAAUUA
Miniopterus natalensis is the source of this 5913-nucleotide messenger RNA. The record is from RefSeq and is a predicted model, not a curated record. Lineage: Eukaryota; Metazoa; Chordata; Mammalia; Chiroptera; Miniopteridae.